AUGUAUAGAGAUGCAAGCUAUGGUGAAAAUUGGCAACCAACACCCAAUAACAUUGCAAGACGCAUUGAUCCUUACAGUCGAUCAUGUGCUCUUUUAGGUUGUUUCUUCGCUGUUGGUUUUAUCCUUACUAUUAUUGUCGUUCUCUCACUAAUUCCAGUUUAUAUUUCUCGUAGUUCAUCUGGGAAAAAGAGUUAUGUACAAGUACCAAGAGUCUAUGUAAAUGGUUAUACAUUACAAUUUCGCUCGCCAUCGAAUAGUUUUAAUGCAGAAGCAAUUCUUUCUCAUUCGAAUAAUCUUCAAGCAUUACGAGCUGCACUUACAUCAAUGAUUCAAAAUAAUCCUACACUAACUGGUUCGAUUGUAGAUAUCUCUAAAUCUUCUUUGUCUUCGAAAAAAAAACGUCAAGAAUUAUCAGAUUCUUAUGUUUUUAUUCUUGAUUUAAAUGUAACGAGUGGUAAACCUUGUACAUCAAUACUAUGUUUAACUCAAUUUCAAACACAUUCCAUAAAUCAACUAUGUGAUAAAAAUCGAACAAUAUCUACAGUUCGUUUUGAACAACCAUAUACAAAUGAAGAUGCAUCACAAUCUUCGUCAUCAUCAUCAUCACACAUUUAUUGGUUAAAUUUUCGAUUACCACAAAUAAUGAAAUCAAAUGUUUCAUUUACAAAUGUUGAUCUCAAAACUAUAUCAUCAUCACUGGAAACAUUAAUAACUUUAGAUAAAAAUUUAAAUCACCCAUCAACUACUGAUAUAAUAAUAUCAACGAGUGAUACGUUAACAUCAACCACAACAAUAUUAACGUCAACCACUACAACAUUAACAUCAACUACUACAACAUUAACAUCAACCACUAUGAUAUUAACGUCAACCACUGAUAUAUUAACAUCAACGUUGAUAAGUUAA
Rotaria sp. Silwood1 is the source of this 903-nucleotide messenger RNA. Lineage: Eukaryota; Metazoa; Rotifera; Eurotatoria; Philodinida; Philodinidae. The record is from the annotation of a GenBank genome assembly.